Zootermopsis nevadensis is the source of this 4696-nucleotide messenger RNA. It is a transcript of the gene PGAP1, whose product is annotated as GPI inositol-deacylase. NCBI's taxonomy places the organism in Eukaryota, Metazoa, Arthropoda, Insecta, Blattodea, Termopsidae. Gene Ontology annotation, cellular component: endoplasmic reticulum. Gene Ontology annotation, molecular function: phosphatidylinositol deacylase activity. The record is from RefSeq and is a predicted model, not a curated record. Gene Ontology annotation, biological process: GPI anchor metabolic process; endoplasmic reticulum to Golgi vesicle-mediated transport.
AAGCAUUCGUAAAUGUCAUCUGAAAACGAGUGAACAGCACUGUUAUAAUAAAACAUGGCAGCCGUAGGUGCUUUUGUUGUCUUUUCUGGCAUUAUUUUUGUUCUUUUUAUAUUAGGACUUCACAAUUUUUUGACAGGCUACGAAGAAAAUGGAUGUGAAAUGACUUACAUGUUCGAAUAUCCUCAGUACGUUCGGAUUUCACUGCCAGCUGAUGUAACUCGAAGAUACAAUCGUUAUGGGCUAUAUGCAUAUGGUGAAGGACAGAAGACAGAGAAACUACGGCUAAUGAAAUUCAGCGGUAUUCCAGUUUUGUUCAUUCCUGGAAACAGUGGAUCACAUAAACAAGUACGUUCACUGGCAUCUGUGAGUCUUCGGAAGACAUUGAAUUCUCAUACACCUUUCCACUUUGAUUAUUUCUCGGUGGACUUGAAUGAGGAGUAUUCAGCAUUAUUUGGUGGUGUUCUCAAGGACCAAAGAGAUUUUGUUCACCAUUGCCUUCACAGAAUACUGGAACUAUAUCAAAACAAUGAAAAUAAACCCACUUCUGUUAUACUUAUUGGGCAUUCUAUGGGUGGAAUGGUUGCAAAGGGCUUAUUUUUGGAACCCAAUUUUGAAAAGAGUCUGGUUCAUGUAAUUAUCACUCUAGUAACUCCACACAAAAGCCCUGUGCUUGCACUUGACUCAUUCAUAGCAAGAUAUUAUGACAGUGUCAAUACAUAUUGGAAAGCUAAUAGAAGAGCAGACAGAGAAGCAAACCUUAGUCAUGUGACAUUUGCAAGUAUUGGAGGAGGUCAUAGGGAUAUUCUAGUCAGAUCUGGAUUGACUCAGACUGGAGAAGCUGAUGUUAAUGUUGUGAGCACUGCAGUGCCCACUGUGUGGUUUUCAACAGAUCACCUUUGCAGUGUGUGGUGCAAGGAACUGGUGCUUGUGAUUGUUAGAUCACUGUUUGAUAUUGUGAACCUCACCACAAAACAGGUGUCAACAAAUGUGCAGGAACGCAACUUAGUCUUCCACUACCAUAUGUUACAGAGAACAGCAGGAAAACGUUUCUCCACUGCAUUCCAUCCUCAUAAUGUAUACUUUGACCAAAAUGUGGUCUGGAAGGAGAAUUUACAGCGUCAGUUCACAUUUCAUGAACCAAAUGGAGUUCUUACUGAAACACACAUUAUGAUCCGAUUGCUUGAUGAUCCAAAGCAUGAAAUGUUGGCAGUGGAAGCUGUCAAUAUUGAUGACAAGGAUUGGGUUUUUGCAUGUGUUGCUAAUGCUUUUCAUAAUGAAGUUAGGAUGUGUCACAAUGGAAUCAAUUUGUCCAAUGAGACAAAAUUUUUGCCAUCACACCAUUUGAAGAGGAAGUUUGUCUACCUAAGUCUAUCAGCCUUGAAACGUAAAUCAUUUACGCAUGUCAUUAUACGAGUGAAACCAACCAGAGAAAUGGUUCAGUUUAAUGUUGACAUCCAUUCCUCAAGUCGUCACAUAGCUGUUUCUCUGCCAAAGUGGGUGUCAUUCAUGUCGAAGUCUGUAGUGCUGGACUUGACAUAUGACCAUGCUGUGUAUUAUGAGCUUACGCUGCCAGGGUUUGAGCAAACCUGGCAAGCAUACCUGCUUCAUGUCAAUCCCCAGGAGUGUCAGAAAACUCCACACCACUCAGUGGCAACAAUGAGGGUGCCCUGGAGUAGGGAAGAUGUACAUGUUCAUAUCACAGAAAGUGUUCAUAAACCACUACGCUUAAAACUUCAGACUCUGAAACCUGCAUCAUACAAUUCAAGCGACUCUGUUAAAGUCACUUUGGUUUUGGAUCCCAAGUGUAAAUACUCUGUUAGAAUUCAGAGUGGAAUGCUGGACAGUUUGGGGCAGCUGGCUCGGUUUUACAGUCCAAUGCUGUUAUCGCACCUGGUUGCCAUAUUGCUGCUUACUCUGCGUGAACAGCUGCGCACCAUGAUGGAAACUGGACAGUGCAUUAUGUUUCACACAGCACUAGGUGCUGGGGCAAAGCCAUAUUACAUUCUUCCAGCUGUGAAGAUUGGAGCACGUGUGUUAGGGUGGAGUGUGUUUAUGAAGCUAAUGCAUCCACUACUACCACUACCUGACCUCAUAGUUCUGCAGGACCAGAACCUGGAUUUUCUGCUUCUCUCUCUUUAUCUCUAUGUUGUGGCAUAUGGGGCAGCAUACUUUCUUGGUUUGUGUUGCUGGCUUGCCAUUGUUUUCAGUGGCCACACUGCACACAAGAUGGCUCUUAGGUUCCUGGCCAGGUCUCUGACAGGAACAUUGACCUUGUCAGAAUGGGCCAUGGCAGGGCUGUCAAAGUUACCUGCAGCUGUGGCCGCAUUCCUCAUAGCUCUUACAUGUAGCACAUGCGGUGCUCUCAGCCUGUGUGUUGGUGCUGCUUUCUUCUUCCUCAAGCUUUGCAGAAUUUAUGAAGACUACUUGGAAGAUUUAUUUAAAUGUUCACUAAAGCUGGUACUGGGGAUGCAAAAGAAGAACGAAGCUUCCGAGAAGCCACAGAGUUCAACAGUUGGUGAUGAUGAUCAUAAUAACAGUAAGAAGGAUGCCAUUGUUACAAGUUCAACAGAAAGCAAUGUAGUUGAUGAUAAAAAUAGGAACAAUGCACAGACAGAGACAGAAACCCAGCAUGAUGUCUUACCUGAUACUGAUGUUCAAGAAAAAGCUGAUACAUGUCAGACUGAUGGAACUAUAGAGAGUUCGUCAAGUGUUGAAGAUGACUCUGGCAGGGAAUGUGAAGAGCCUGCAACUAAGACUUCUUCUGAUGUUAAAGUAGAAUUACAAUCCAGUGAGAACUCUGAGUAUUCCUUCUCAGAGCUUCAUUUCAGUUUCACUGCAUUCCUUUUGUGGCUAUCAGUCACACUGCAAAAUGUUCCCUGUGUUCUUGUCUGGGCACAUAACUACAGGUUCAAUGUGAAAUUGGAGCCAGAUCCAUCAUUUGAAACAUCCCUCAUUUUGUGUUUCUGUUUUGGCAUCCUGUGGCAAGGAAAGUUUCCAAGACCUAACAUGAAAUAUUAUCGGUGGGUGAUGCACUCUCUGUACAUUCUAGCAAUCUUAACACUUAUAUAUGCCCCACUUUCUCUUCAUAAUCUUGGCCCAAUUGUAGCCACAGCUUUUGUAGUCAUCACACUACAUCAAGUAUUUGCUGGACUGGUAGUAACUUCUACAGCUGAGGAUAAUCCAUUAGUGGAAAACCAGUUGCCUUCUUCCACCACUACUGAACAAGAGUAAACUGUUUAUAUUUUGAAUAUGACAGAAAACAAUCUAGUCUUUUACAGAUGCAGUUAUUGAAUAUGACCUUAGAUUGAAUUGAGCUUAGCAGUUCAUCUAAACUUAACCAUGUGCUGUUGUCAAAAUUUUGUUCAUCUCUCUGUCUUGUCAUGACAUGAAUGUGAAAUUGUUAAUGGUUAGUAAUUAAAAUGAGAGUAGAGCAUAAGGAUUUUAAUGACAUGUAUGAUUUGAGGUUCUCUCAGCUGUGAGUAAGAUGAUAGAUGUCUUCUGGGUUGUAGUGCCAUGUAGUCUGAUAGAAGUUUACCAUCAUUUCAGAGGGCCUUGUUGCCUCAAUUAUCAGGAACUCUGAAACAUUAGUAAACUUAUACCAAACAACUUGGCACUACAAUCCAGAAGACAGCCAUCUCUGAGUGACAUAUGCUUUAUGAUUAUGUAUGAAAGAGGGCAUAUCUGUUCUGUAAGAAAAAUAUUUAUAUUUAGUGAGAAGAAGCAUUUAACAGAGCUAGGUUAAAUAUAGUAAAUUAAAGGUUGCAAAAAAAAAAAUAGUAUUAAACGUGACUGAAGUUUUAUAUACAGGUGGACAAAAUACAUGAUUACUGGGAAAGUCUGUUAAAAUAGUUGCACAAGAUAUUUGCAGAUUUAAACUUCAUAUGUUUGAAAAUACCUCAAAUAAAUAUGAAUUUAUUUAAAAUUGUGAAGUUUAACUUUUAGAAUGAAACUUUUGUGUCUGAAAACACAACAAAACUGUCAGAACAUUCUGAAGAGGAAUGAUGUACUGAUUAUGGUCAACUGUGUUCAUAUAAGGACCAUGUAAUUUUCUGGAAAUUACAUUUCAUUAGUUUUAGUUUAGAUUAAUUUUAACAGGUAUGAUCUUUGACAUAACCAUUCAUAUUUUAAUUCUCUCAGACCUACUUAAUUGUAUUGUAACUAUUACUGCAUUUAUUUAGCGGUGGUUUAUUGUGUUACACCUGGUUGGUGUAAGAAAUGCGCAGUUGUAAUGCAUUUGCUUCUUAGUCAAAAAUUAGUAUUCUUUAUUCUAAGAGAUAGAUGGAGAGACAAUGUACACAUCACACAAAACAUUGUCUGCAUAAAGUGAGUUGCUUUAUUUGUUUUGUACAAAAAAGUUUGGUGAUUGAAAAAAAGCUAAGGACAGAUGGUACUUGGAAGUAUGUUUGACUGUGAUUCUUAAAAUGAACAUGUGUGUAUAGUGAUUAGUUCCUUUUUUUCCCCCUUUUUAAUUUUGUGAAUUGCACUUUCAUUAUUUCAUCCUACAAAAGGAGAAGUUUGUAAUUUUUUUAUUAAAACAUCUUUACUACAUUCAUUCAUGACAUGUGUAUAGUGAUUAGUUCCUUUUAUUUUAUUUUUUUCGUUUUUAAUUUUGUUAAUUGUAUUAUUUCAUUACUUCAUCCUACAAAAGGAGAAUUAUGUAAAUUUCUUAUUAAAACAUCUCUAGUACCUUCAUUCA